UUUGAGACCUCAGGUCCUAUUCUCUUUGCCAAUUAAAGAGCCCCUUCUCCGUUUCCUAGAUAUAUCCGGCUUCUUUUUUUUUAAUUCACUCGGUCGGUGUUUAAGAAGUAUGCUUCAACUUCACAUUUUGGUAAUUUUGUUGUCUCUAAUCUUGAUUUUCUACUGGGUCGGUGUUCCUAUUUUCGAUGGCCAUUGUAUGAGAUAUGGUGAUCCUACCUUCAAUUCCAGAAACACCAGCAGUGACCGUAGCCCAUCCACUUGCGGGGGCACCGACAUCAAUUUAAAGUGCCCGUUUCAAUUUAGUGGUGAUGAUCCCGAUGUGUGCCCUGAACGUCGUGUUGUUGAAUUCUCUUGUGGAAAUAAUCGCACUGUUCUACCCAUAAUUGAUGAUAACUAUCCGGAGAAACAGUAUAACUUUUCUGUGGAGCUGAACAGUAUUGAUUAUGAGAAACAGAUACUUCGUAUCUUUGAUCCUGGGGUGCAAAAGAACAACUGUUCUACUCUGCCACUCUACCCAUUGAGUCCAUACUACUACUCUCAACCUGGUGCGGGUUAUGAGAUGGAGAUUGAUCCUAAUACUGGUUCGUUGGUCUUUGUGAGCUGUAAAAAUCCGGUGACAUCGAAAUAUCCUCCUCUUUAUGUAGACACUGCUUCAUGUAAUAUCACUGCAAAUCAUUUUUCAGAAAUGAAAGCUCCGUCCAAUUAUUACAGCUAUGUUGUGGUGGGUAUAAAUGUGGUGGCAUCUGAUAUUGAAGAGUCGUGCACCAUUUAUAAGACAGCUUCUGUAGACCUGCGGCGUCUCCCUAAUGUAACAGCAGGAGAUAUUUCGUUUCAAGACAUCCACAAUCUUCUGUCUAAUGGCCAUGAGCUCAAAUGGUACGCAGGCUUCGAUACCAGCAGGAGGAGGAAGUCCUUUUUUUGCGAUGUACCUCUCAAAUUGGUAGAAAUCAACAGCAGGCUCGGCGGCCCAUAUGUCGUUGGCCCAUAUGGAACUAACAUUGCUAUUGGCGGCUUAGUUUCGGUUCUGCUUAUUGCAGCAAUAAAAGUCAUUGGCAUUAUCCUCUUGUUUGCUUUCCUCCUUUAUCGGUGUCAUCGGAGGCAUUUAUCGAGGUAUGAUACAAUAGAAGAUUUCCUACAAGCAAACAACAGCCUCAUGCCCAUUAGGUACUCAUACAAAGAAAUUAAGACAAUGACAAAAAAUUUUGAGGAGAAAUUAGGUGAAGGAGGCUAUGGUUUGGUUUACAAAGGCAAAUUGCGCAGUGGAGGUGCAGUUGCUGUCAAGAUGCUCAACAAAUCAAAAGCUAAUGGACAAGACUUCAUCAAUGAAGUUGCAACUAUUGGAAGAAUACACCAUGUGAACGUGGUUCGGUUAGUGGGAUUUUGUGUUACUGCCUCAAAACAUGCUCUAGUGUAUGAUUACAUGCCAAAUGGCUCUCUGGACAAGUUAAUUUUCUCAAAUUGUCAGAAUGGUUCUCCAUUGAGUUGGAAACAAGUUUGUGAGAUUGCAAAGGGGGUUGCUCGUGGCAUUGAAUACUUGCAUCAGGGGUGUGAUAUGCAAAUUCUGCAUUUUGAUAUUAAACCACAUAACAUCUUACUCGAUGAGAACUUUGUUCCAAAAGUUUCAGACUUCGGACUUGCAAAACUUUACCCGAUGCAAAAGAGUAUUGCAACUCUUACUGCCGUGAGAGGAACAUUAGGUUACAUGGCCCCAGAACUGUUCUAUAAAAAGAUUGGAAGAGUCUCAAACAAGACAGAUGUUUACAGCUAUGGAAAGUUACUAAUGGAGAUGGCGGGAAGGAGGAGAAAUGUGGAUGAGCAUGCUGAGCAUUCAAGUCAAAUAUAUUUCCCUUCAUGGAUAUAUGACAAAUUCGAUCAGGUGGAGGAAAUGGAAAUCGGAGAUCAUGCAACUGAAGAAGAAAAGAAGAUUACAAGAAAAUUGAUUUUGAUUGCAUUGUGGUGCAUACAGAUGACACCUGGGGAUCGUCCUUCGAUGAGAGAAGUCUUAGAAAUGCUUGAAGGUGAUGCUAGUGGUCUAAAGUUGCCUCCUAAACCGUCAUUUUACCCACCAGAUUCACCCAUAUCCAUGCAAAGAAGCAGUGAUAGUAGUUAUUCUGACGAGUCAACGGCACCCCUAUGUAGCUCUGUUGCUUUAGAAAUAGAGCAGAUGGAUGACUAAGUAGAAUUCGUGCAUUCAGUGAAAUCUUUGUCUAGUGGAUUUGUCUUUCAAACUCUCAAAUAUGCCACCUAGUACCAGAUAACAUGGCAAACUGAAAUAUAAGUUUGGUAUCAAUAAACUGAAGGGUAGCACCUUGAUAUAUGCUUCAUAUGUAAUAGUAAUACCAGCAUCAAUCUUUGAGUUUAACAUAAUAAUUUCUACAAUUGAGCUCCAA
Messenger RNA from Coffea eugenioides, 2390 nucleotides. RefSeq names its product rust resistance kinase Lr10-like. Gene Ontology annotation, molecular function: protein kinase activity; ATP binding. NCBI's taxonomy places the organism in Eukaryota, Viridiplantae, Streptophyta, Magnoliopsida, Gentianales, Rubiaceae. Gene Ontology annotation, biological process: protein phosphorylation. The record is from RefSeq and is a predicted model, not a curated record. The transcript has 4 exons. The coding region runs from base 110 to 2176 and encodes 688 amino acids.